Molecule: messenger RNA, 1124 nt
Organism: Asparagus officinalis (garden asparagus)
Lineage: Eukaryota; Viridiplantae; Streptophyta; Magnoliopsida; Asparagales; Asparagaceae
Exons: 5
Coding region: 390-1124 (244 amino acids)
Source: RefSeq, a predicted model, not a curated record
UGAAUCAAGUUCUGAGGAAGUAUCUGGCCUUCCCGAUUCAUUCUUUGAUAGAGGACUUGUAAGGCCUUCUGUCGCUCCGACCCAACCACAAGCUGCUCCAAAGAAACGUAAGGAAAGAGUCGUCAUGGAACAUCCUAACCGGAUGACGGUAGAAGUUCUUAGUUGCGACGAAGAGGAUGAAGAGGAUAUGGUGCCUCUCAUUCGUCGGCAAAUAUCUCGAACUUCUACUCAAGCUCAAACUCAAGUUUCUCCCCGAGCUGAGUUACGCACCAAACAUCGUCAUGAAGGUUCUGGUGCACGCCCUCUGAAGAAACAGAAGAAAGCUGUUUCUAAACCGCGCGUUCAUCUUCCUGCUGUAGAAGAGACAUCCGGUCGUAGUGUUUCUUCUGAUGAACAAGGUAGCGAUUUGUUUUUAUAGCUUUUACACUUUUUUGAUGUUCAAACUUAUUUCAUGUUCAACUUCUGCAGGGAGUCGAGAGGAAGGAGAAUUGCCAGCUGAUGCUGCUUCUCCCGGAGGUAUGGAAAUUGAGGAAACAAGCUUCGUCCAACAAAUGCAUGAUGCUCUGAAGGAAGGAUCGGCUGAUGUUCCACCCACUCCUGACGUUGAUCCAUCAGCUGCGGACACAGUCAAAUUAAAAGAAGCAGGUACCAGUAGUGGAGCUCUCGAAUCAGCCCCGACCAACGAAGAUGUCACAAUGCACGAAUCUGUUGGAGGAGAGACCACGCAUACAACAGAGGUCGAGGAAUUCAAUGAACAUCACCUCGAUUUCAAUCUCUCUGAAGGCGACCAUGAGUAUAUCUCCGACUUAUUAUCGGGGAAAACUCCUGGUGCAGCCACGGAAUCCAGUGUUGGAGUCGGUUCAACAGAAGCAGGACCAGUUACUGGAACUGAUACUACUAUCAUCACCGAAACAUCUGAACAACCGGAGGAAUCUCCUCUUAAAGAGUCUCUUAGUUUGGACCCGCCGUCCUCUGAGACUUUAGUUGAAAAAGUCCCUGAUGUAGCGGGUGCAUCAACAGCUACCAUUCCUGAACCAAUCUUGACUGUUCAGGAAUCCAGAUUAUCAUCCUUGAGCGAACCAAGUCAUGCUGAAGGUUCUUCCGUCGAAUUUGGUAUGCUUUAG